AUGAGCACUUUACAAGGAAACUGUCGGUAACUUCGCUCGCAAUUUGGACCGACCAAUCGUAGCGGGCCGUAGACGUCUACGAGCGUAGCUGUGACGCAGUCGGCCGUCGUAGCGCUACGAAAUUCAGGGCCCAAUUCGUUGACCUCCGUAACCAACAUCAAGUUUAUCGGUGCUGAAAUGGCUUUGGGAAAACUGAAGAUUUAUGAAGAGAUGUUACAGCAGUGACGAGGAUAUAAAGAAGAGAAGGUAGCAGUAUGAGCGUAUCGGGUCGGUAGUGGUACAGGGCGAGCGCUUUGCGCGUGCGCGGAUCGAUUGGGCAGCAUCGACCACGCGGGGCGGGGCGCAGGCCGCGGCGAGCUCAGUCGCGCGCGGGAACUGCGUGCGUGCGCGCGUCCCUUGCACGUGCAUGGCGCGCUUGACUGGAUGCCUCGCGCCCUCGGGGAAUGGCUUCGUCAGAGGAAGAGGCGACAACCGCGUCGAUCCCUGAAGAUGACUGCCUCAGUGUCCGAAAAUGGUGGUGCUUUCUCCUGUCUUCGAUCUUCACGUUCCUCGCGGGCCUGUUGGUGGUGGUGGUAUGGCGCGCUUGCGCGUUCGUCUGCUGCCGCAAGGAGCCGGAGCUGGCCCCGAACGACCCGAAGCAGAAGGAACAGAAGGCGGCCCGUCAAAGCAAACAGGAGUUCGAGGGGACCUUUAUGACAGAGGCCAAGGAUUGGGCCGGCGAACUCAUCUCCGGCCAGACUACCACCGGACGAAUACUGGUAGUGUUGGUGUUCAUUCUGAGUAUAGCAUCGCUGAUCAUCUACUUCAUUGACGCGUCCAGUGAGGAGGUGGAGCGAUGCCAGAAAUGGAGUGACAAUAUUACUCAGCAGAUCGACCUUGCCUUUAACAUAUUUUUUAUGGUCUACUUUUUUAUACGAUUUAUAGCAGCUAGUGACAAACUAUGGUUCAUGCUCGAGAUGUAUUCAUUUGUAGAUUAUUUCACGAUACCCCCAUCCUUUGUAUCAAUAUACCUGGAUAGAACGUGGAUAGGGCUAAGGUUUCUCAGAGCACUUCGCUUAAUGACCGUGCCUGAUAUUUUGCAGUACCUCAAUAUAUUAAAGACGUCUAGCUCCAUUCGUUUGGCGCAGUUAGUUUCUAUAUUUAUAUCAGUGUGGCUCACGGCUGCGGGUAUUAUUCAUUUGCUGGAAAACUCCGGCGAUCCGCUGGAGUUUGAGAAUUCACAGAAGUUAUCGUACUGGACGUGCGUGUACUUUCUCAUAGUCACCAUGUCCACAGUAGGUUAUGGUGAUGUGUUCUGUCACACUGUACUUGGCAGAACGUUUUUGGUUUUUUUUCUCCUCGUCGGCUUGGCAAUGUUCGCUAGUAGCAUUCCCGAAAUUAUAGAGCUGGUAGGAAGUAGGUCCAAGUACAGUGGCGAGCUGAAGCGUGAACAUGGAAAAAGGCAUAUUGUUGUAUGUGGACAUAUAACAUACGAGUCAGUAAGCCAUUUUUUAAAAGACUUCCUACAUGAGGACAGAGAAGAUGUCGACGUUGAGGUUGUUUUUUUACAUAGGAAACCGCCCGACCUGGAGCUCGAAGGCCUGUUCAAGAGACACUUUACCACUGUGGAAUUCUUUCAAGGCACCAUUAUGAAUCCAAUCGACCUUCAGAGGGUAAAAGUACAUGAAGCAGAUGCCUGCUUGGUGCUUGCGAACAAAUACUGCCAGGACCCAGACGCGGAGGACGCGGCCAACAUCAUGAGGGUUAUAUCCAUCAAGAACUAUUCAGAUGACAUCAGAGUUAUUAUACAGCUCAUGCAGUACCAUAAUAAGGCCUAUCUUCUCAACAUUCCAUCGUGGGACUGGAAACAAGGAGACGACGUAAUCUGCCUCGCUGAGCUCAAACUGGGUUUCAUCGCUCAGAGCUGCCUCGCCCCUGGGUUCUCCACUAUGAUGGCCAAUCUGUUCGCCAUGAGAAGUUUCAAGACGUCCCCUGACACACAAGCUUGGCAGAACGAUUACCUGCAGGGUACGGGGUGCGAGAUGUACACGGAGACUCUUUCCACUUCCUUUACGGGGAUGAGCUUCCCCCAAGCGAGCGAGUUGUGCUUCACGAAAUUGAAACUACUACUGCUGGCCAUAGAGAUCAAAGGAGAAGAAAUGGCGGAUAGCAAGAUUUCAAUCAACCCUCGGAGUGCAAAAAUUCAUGCGAAUACACAAGGGUUUUUCAUAGCUCAAUCUGCUGACGAAGUCAAAAGGGCUUGGUAUUACUGCAAAGCGUGCCACGAAGACAUCAAGGACGAGACUCUUAUCAAGAAAUGCAAAUGCAAAAACUAUGUCGGAAUGAUGAUGAUGCAGACUGGGAUGGUGAAACAAAAUCUUAAUACAUAUCGAGGUUGUCUCGACGUGGCUACGUUCAGGAAGGGCGUACGAGCCGUCCAGAUGGUUGGGAGGGCAAAUGACCACCAUCCUCCCCCCACCUUCACGCCGCCAGAGUUGCCCAAGAAGGUCCAUGUUCGAGGUGAAAUCGCAAGGGAAAGAGGAGAAGAUACUAGUCUGAUAAACCGCAAUCAUCGUAACGCAGCGCCAACCACUUUGCUCUCCCCAAUGGCCAAUCAGCUCAUGAACACCACCACCACGAGACAAGUCAACAAGGUGAAGCCCAAUGUGAAUAGGGCGCCACCGGACACGAAUCCGCAGGAUCAGGACACCAAUUACCAGGCCUAUCAUCUAGCCUACGAAGUCAAAAAACUCAUGCCAACGAGCAGAAGUAGCGGUGGCAACCAAAACAGCAACGGAGUCAGUCUGCCGGCGGGCCUGGCGGAUGACCAGUCGAAAGACUUCGACUUUGAAAAGACUGAAAUGAAAUACGAUUCCACGGGCAUGUUCCAUUGGAGUCCCGCCAGGAAUCUAGAAGAUUGUAUUUUAGAUCGUAAUCAAGCGGCUAUGACAGUGCUGAACGGUCAUGUGGUCGUGUGCCUAUUCGCGGACCCUGACUCGCCCUUGAUCGGCCUCAGGAACCUGGUGAUGCCGCUCAGGGCCUCAAACUUCCAUUACCACGAGCUGAAACACGUGGUCAUAGUCGGAAGUGUAGAAUAUAUCAGGAGAGAGUGGAAGAUGUUGCAGAAUCUGCCUAAGAUUUCUGUUUUGAAUGGUUCACCGCUAAGCCGGGCCGACUUGCGUGCAGUGAAUGUGAAUCUGUGUGACAUGUGCUGUAUCCUGUCAGCGAAGGUGCCAUCCAACGAUGACCCCACGCUGGCCGACAAGGAAGCUAUCUUGGCUUCGUUGAACAUCAAAGCUAUGACGUUCGACGACACGAUAGGUGUGUUAAGUGCGGGCGUGGGCACGAACGGCAACAGCGGCGCGACGCAGCCGCCGAGCGGCGCUGCGCCCGCGCCGGUGCUGCUGCAGCGACGCGGGUCCGUGUAUGGAGCCAAUGUGCCUAUGAUAACUGAGCUAGUUAACGACAGCAACGUCCAAUUCUUGGACCAGGACGACGACGACGACCCCGACACGGAGCUGUACCUCACGCAGCCGUUCGCGUGCGGCACAGCCUUCGCCGUCAGCGUGCUAGACUCUCUUAUGUCCACCACGUAUUUCAACCAAAAUGCCUUAACUCUGAUCCGGUCGCUGAUCACGGGCGGCGCUACGCCCGAAUUGGAGCUCAUACUGGCCGAAGGUGCAGGGCUCCGCGGCGGCUACUCUACCACUGAGAGCUUAGCUAAUAGGGACCGAUGUAGAGUCGGUCAAAUCUCCCUGUACGACGGCCCGCUGGCACAAUUCGGCGAGGCCGGCAAGUACGGUGACUUGUUCGUGGCGGCGCUCCGCUCGUACGGCAUGCUCUGCAUCGGACUGUACCGGUUCAGAGAUACAUCAUCUUCUUGUGAUGCUAGCAGCAAGCGAUACGUUAUCACGAACCCGCCCGAUGACUUUAGCUUGCUGCCUACUGAUCAGGUGUUCGUGCUGAUGCAGUUCGACCCGGGCGUGGAGUACCGGUCGUCGCGGCGGGCGGCGGGCGCGGGCAAGGACGACGCCUCCUGACUGUUGCUGUGCAGCGCCCUCACUGACGGACCCUACUCCUACAUCUAGAGGGGCACGAGAACAUGUCCCCCGCCCCCACCGCCCCCCCCCCCGCACUCCUAAUAUUGAGUUCUACGCCCUUUACGCUACCAGCCUUUUGCGGUACCGGCUUUUGAUGGCCUUCUGUUUUGGAACGCUGGCACGUUACGUGAUCGCAAUUUGAAAAAAACUAUUAAUAUGAAAGUGAAGUUUAUAUAUUUAUAUUGGAUUUUUGAUUUUCAAAUGAUUUUAAUUAAAAUUGAAUAUUAACAAUAGGAAAAAUACGAACUCGGUUACUAUGCACAGAUUGAUAACUCAGUUUUUUUUUCUAUGUCCAAACAUUCAAUAAUUAUUACAUCUAUCUAUUUUAUAAUAAACAUGAAGUCAAACAAUUUUUUAAUGGCACUGUUCGAUUUCUUUAAAAUUGCGAUCAUGAUAAAAUGUCAUCAAAUCCAAAUUUAUUUACUGCUGUUCCGCUACUAUUCCGAAAUCCCGCAAACCCUCCAAUAAUCCGAUGCUAGCGGGGUAUUGCAGUUUGGAUAAUGUUUGGUUCAAUAAUGAAUCACUUACUCAGGUAUUUGGAAGACAAAAUUUUAAUCAACAACCUAAUUUCAAAAACAGCUUGGCGAAAAAACAGAAAGCAUUUUUUUAUAUCGAUAUUAGCCUUGUCGUUCAAUUGUGUUAAUCGCAUUUUCUUCAAAAAUCUCAUACAUUCCUACAAUUUCUAUAAUAGGACUUAACAAAAAUGAGCGACAAAUAAGAAAAAAAAGGAAUAAAUGUAGACACUUCGAGACCCUAAAAGAGAUCACAGAAUCCAUUUCCAAACUGCAAUCAGCGUGGGCUUGCGGAUCUUUUUUUAUUUUUAUGAUUUGUUUUACCCGACAAAUUUCACUUCUAAUGCACCGUAAACACAAUGGGCUCUUUCCAAAACUUCAGCACACAUAACUGUUGCGAAACUAGAUGCACGAUAUUAAAGUUGGCUACAUUUUUUAAAUUGCUUAUUACAAAAAUCACUUUCUGCACUUUUCGGACAUAGAAUUGAAAUAAGCACCAAAUAUUAUUGAAUCAAAAUUGAGAGUAAAACUAUAUUUAACAAUUAAAAUCACGAGUGCAAAAUGUAGCUAAUUUUGAAUCUCAACGGCAUCAACAAAUUUCCAAUGUGGCGUCUAUCGUCUGCUUGCUCACUCGUUUGUGAUACGAGCAAGACAAUACGCACGUCAUAAUUUAUUGAAGACAUGCCUAACAACACGACAAAUGAGUUUAAACCUGAAAUUGUAAACCUAGAUUAGGUGCUUUCGGUGUUUAUACAGUUCGUAAUGCAUAGACAAGAUUCGGUGUCGGUAAUAUAGAAAUCGUAGUUAGGUACAAAUUCAGGUUUUUCACUCUUCGCACACUGCACAUAACACCUAGAGGACACUUCGAUGUACUUACGUGAGUACGCACGGUGAUGAGUAUAUUUUUAAUUUAAAGGAGAUAAAUGCUCAAGAAACUUUAAACUUUUAUUUGCAUGACAAACUUACCUUCACCAAAUUUAGUGAAGGGACAAACUAUAUUCGCAUAUAACUUUUUAUCUUAUGUAGUAUAUAGUUUUUAUUAUUUUAGAUCGUCCAUUCCUUUUAUUAGAUUUUUCUCGCAAUUCACUUAUUUUAAGCACUUAUGAAGUUAAAAUUUGUAUAGAUUUAUGUAUAGAUUUGACUGAUUUUAAGCAUCUCAUCAAGUCAUGAUAUUAUUUUGUGAUCGACUUUCGUUUUAAGGGUAGUUUUUCAAUUCGUCGCUUAGUUUUAAGAUAUAUUAACUUUCAUCUCAUAAAUUUUAUGCACAGUACUUAGUCUGCAUAAUCUACUGCUCACAGACUCAUCUUUUUACUUUUUUGAUAUACAUUCUACAUUAUAGAUAGGUUAGUUACACAAAAAGAGGUUGAUGAUUUUUGUAUAAGUGACAAAGAUAUCGAUAUUAUAAUUUUCUUAGUCAUUAAAAUAAGUCUUAUACAAAAACAUCAACCGCAUAUUCAAUCACAUCUUUAGUGUCACAAUUUUUGUUUAUUUUUUUUUUAAUAAAAUUAUGCUUUGUUUA
Amyelois transitella is the source of this 6110-nucleotide messenger RNA. It is a transcript of the gene slo, whose product is annotated as calcium-activated potassium channel slowpoke. Gene Ontology annotation, molecular function: large conductance calcium-activated potassium channel activity. Bases 444 to 4019 code for a protein of 1191 amino acids. The record is from RefSeq and is a predicted model, not a curated record. The transcript is spliced from 28 exons. Gene Ontology annotation, cellular component: postsynaptic membrane. NCBI's taxonomy places the organism in Eukaryota, Metazoa, Arthropoda, Insecta, Lepidoptera, Pyralidae. Gene Ontology annotation, biological process: transmembrane transport; potassium ion transport.